Messenger RNA from Oncorhynchus gorbuscha (pink salmon), 13797 nucleotides. RefSeq names its product spectrin, beta, non-erythrocytic 5 (gene sptbn5). The record is from RefSeq and is a predicted model, not a curated record. The transcript has 71 exons. The coding region runs from base 126 to 12410 and encodes 4094 amino acids. Gene Ontology annotation, molecular function: phospholipid binding; actin filament binding. NCBI's taxonomy places the organism in Eukaryota, Metazoa, Chordata, Actinopteri, Salmoniformes, Salmonidae. Gene Ontology annotation, biological process: actin cytoskeleton organization. Gene Ontology annotation, cellular component: cell junction; cortical actin cytoskeleton; plasma membrane.
CCCCCCCCCCCCUAAAAUCUGUGAGAUGGGUAGAUGAGAGUCUCUGAGAUUUAUUCACAUUGUGCAUCACAAUCUCAAUUGAUAAGGAUACUUUAGAAGGAAGGUGAAUAUAUAUAACCGUCAGGAUGGACGGGGAGGAGUUCGAGACAGGCCGUAUCCAGGUGCUUCAGGAGCAGCGUAUGGCUGUCCAGAAGAAGACCUACACCAAAUGGAUGAACAGUGUCUUCACCAAGAACGGGGAGAAGCUGUCCCUUAGUGAUGUGUACACAGAGCUGAAGACAGGGGUCCCCCUUGUCCGCCUGUUAGAGUUCAUUUCCAGGGAGAAGCUGCCCACUCCCAGCCGACGCACCCUGCGGGUCCACUGCCUGGAGAACAACAGCAUCGCUAUCAACUUCCUCAAGACUAAGAUUCGUGUGGAUCUGAUUGGCCCUGAGAACGUUGUGGAUGGAGAUCGGACCCUGAUCUUGGGCCUGCUGUGGAUCAUCAUCCUACGCUUCCAGAUCGGAGCCAUCAAUCUCGAUGAGGCAAGUGGUGGUGCCAGCAACGCCCGUCGUUCUGCCAGGGAAGCUCUUCUGAUCUGGUGCCAGCGUAAGACAGCAGGAUACUCCAACGUCAAUGUGCAGGACUUCUCAGGAAGCUGGAGGAAUGGGCUGGCAUUCAACGCCCUCAUUCAUGCCCACCGACCCGACUUGUUUGAUUAUAAUCGUCUUCGUGAGGAGGACCCUAAGAGGAACCUGGGCCAUGCCUUCUCUCUGGCCGAGAAUGAGUUUGGCAUCCUACAGCUGCUGGAUGUGGAGGACAUCGAUGUUAAACACCCAGAUGAGAAGUCCGUCAUGACCUACGUCUCUCUCUACUACCACUACUUCUCUAAGAUGAAGCAGGGACAGACCAUCCAGAAGAGACUGGCCAAGAUCGUGGGUCUCCUGAAGGAGCUAGAUGAUCAGAAGAUCCUGUAUGAGAGAAUGGUGUCUGACCUCCUGCGGUGGAUCAAGACCAAAGUGGUGGAGCUCAACGAUCGCUCCUUUCCCAACUCCCUGAGGGACAUGCAGCAGCUGGUGGCCUCCUUCAAGACCUACCGCACCGUGGAGAAACCCCCCAAGUACCAGGAGCGAGGGGCAAUCGAGGAAAACUUCUUCAGCCUGCGCACCAAGCUCAUAGCCAACAACCAGUGGGCGUAUGUUCCCCCAGAAGGAAAGACCCUGGGGGACAUCGAGAAGAACUGGGCCUUACUGGAGCGGGCGGAGCAUGAGAGAGAGGACGCCCUCCAGAGGGCACUGCUAAGGCUGGAGCAACUGGAGCAGCUGGCCCAGAAGUUUGGCAGGAAGGCAGGGCUGAGGGAGGGCUAUCUGGAGGACACAGCCCAGCUGAUCAGCAGACAGGACCUGAGGGGGUUAAACAGCCUGGAGGAGGCCCAUGCUGCUGCCCGGAGACUGGAGGCCCUGGGGACAGACACCCUGGCUAGGGAGCCUCGCUUCAGAGCCAUCAGCGACAUGGCAGCUGUCAUCGAGAAGGGGAACUAUCACAGCAAGGCACAAGUCAUCCGGAGAGAGGUGAGCAUCACAAAGCGCUGGAAAGACAUCCUGGUUCAGUUGCAGCAGAAGAGAGAACAGCUGGGGGACAUUGUGAACACACUGAGUGUCCUCAGGGACAUCGAACUGGUUGCCCAGGAGCUCAGAGAUCUACAGGUUUUAGCAGGGUCCACUGACAUUGGGAAGCAGCUCCCGGAGGUGGGGGCCCUGCUUCAGAAACAGGACCUGCUGGAAACCCAGAUCUCUGCUCAUGGAGAGACUCUGAGUGCCAUCAGUAACAGUGCCUUAAAGGGGACACACCGAGUUGCACAGCAGAUCCAGACCAGGGUCAAAUCACUCAAUGCUCAGUACAACUCUCUGGUGGCCCUUAGUAAGAACAGGAGGAAAAUGCUAGAGGGCCAGCUGAAGCUGUUUGAGUUUUUCCACGACUGUGAGGAGGUGGAGGCGUGGAUCUAUGAGAGGUGGCUUCCCCUUCAGUCUGCCAGUCUGGGCAGAGAUCUCAGCCAGAUCCAGCUGGCAAUUCAGAAACACAAGGUUCUUGAAGCCGAGGUGCAGUCUCAUGAGUCUCUGUGCUCAGGGGUCGUGAGUAGAGGUCAGGAGAUGUGCAGAGGGAAACACCCCAGUGAGGAGGACAUCCAGAAGUCGGUCCAGACGCUGAAGAAACAGUGGGAGCACCUGAAGGAUGAUGUGGUCAAUCGCAAAAACAGACUGCAUGCAGCCAUCGUUAUCAAACAGUACUUUGCUGAUGUGACCGAGGCCAACUCGUGGCUGAGCGACAGGAAGCCCCUCCUGAUCAGCGAGGAUUAUGGGAAGGAUGAGUCCUCCACCAGCGCCCUGCUGCAGCGCCACCUACGGCUGGAAAAGGAGAUGGGAGCGUACGUCGUGGAGGUGAAACGCUUGGGAGAACAGGCCAAGGGAGCCUCCCAGCUGGCCCCGCUCACAGCUGAGGCCCAGCAGAACAAGAUGCCACAGUACAGUGAUUCCUCUGGUGACGAGGAGGGAUUGACCACACCUGGGAGAGUGACCUCCCUCAGAGGAGCAAAGAUCACUCAGACAUCUACCCAGACCCAUACACAGGAGGCUAAUGCCAAGAUCAGGUUUAAAUACACAAGAGGUGUGACGGUGUGGGACCGUGGGGAAAUUGUGACUAUCCUCAACAGAGACAAUGAGGAUACGUUUCUAGUGAGGGACAGCAAAGGCAACGAACAGCUGGUGCCAAAGACGUACCUCACAGAGCUCCCAUCAUCUACAAACACUCCCUCUACACCACCUCCAUCCACCAAUGGGGUUACUGAAAGCCCCACUAAGAGGGUGAACCGGGCGCGUCGCAGACGUUCCAUGCGCCGGGGGACCGCUGAGAUCCAGUCCUCUUCGAUUCCUGAUCCACAUUACCAGAGAGAAACCAUAGAGAGCGCCCAGAGCAGUCUAGACCGGGACUUCAACAGCCUGCACAACCUGGCUAAUUCCAGGAGGAAAACUCUGGAGGAGACGGUUCGGUUGCACCGCUUCUACAACACCUGUGAGGAGUUUGAGUCCUGGAUGGAGGACAAGGAGAACAUCCUUAACACCUUCAGUCCGAACUCUGACAAUGUGGGUGUGGUGCAGGCCAAAUAUGAGAACUUUCUGACCGAGCUGGCAAGUGGGAAGGGCCAGCUCGAUGACAUCACCAGACUGGGGGAGGAGCUAGUGAAGAGCAGACACAGUAAACACAGAGAGAUACAGGCCAAGCAAGGACAAGUCACACGCAGGUGGGAGCGCAUGCAGAAGCUGAAGGAUGAGAAGGGCCAUGAGCUGCUGAGCACGGCGGAUGUGCAAUCCUUCCUCCAGAGCUGUGAGGAGGCCCGUGCCCAGCUCAUGGAGCAGUUCACCCAGCUGGACACUGUGGACGGUGUGGGUACUACCUCCACAGCCCUGGACACUGAGGAGAGGGCCCAGGCUCAAGCACAAAGAGACAUACAGGCCCUGGAGAGGAAGAUAUCAUACCUCAAGAGUGUGGCUAAAAUGAAGCAGGACUGCAGCCCAGCAGAGGCCGCAGCCAUCAUGGAGGAGGUGCGGGGCCUGGAGGCUCUGCUGGAGCAGGUGAAGGGCCAGGCAUCAGAGAGACAGAGGCUUCUGGAGGAGGCCAAGCGGCUGCAGCUGUUUCAGCAGGAGACCAGGGACCUGCUGCUGUGGGCCGGGGCCGCCCAGGACCGCCUACUGGAGGACGACACAGCCUCGGACGUGACCUCCGCUCAGACCCUCCUGAAUGACAACCAGGAUCUGAGGAUAGAGAUCGACGCGCAAAGGGAGAGGGUGAAAGACAUGGAGAAACUUGGAAAGUCUCUUGAGGAACAAUCGAGGGGAAACCGAGGUGUGAAGGACGUCCAGCAGACGCUGGGAAAGCUGAGCCAGGAGUGGACCAAGCUGGACAAACUCUGGGGCAGUAGGAACAGGAGGCUGGAACAGGGGGUGGAGCUACAGAAGCUGAAUCAGGAGGCUGAUCGUAUCGAGGCAGCCCUGUCUGGGCAUGAGGCCAGGCUGAAGGUCAAAGACCUGGGGGACUCUGUAGACAAUGUCCACAGUCUGUUGGGCAGACAGGAGGAACUGGAGGGCCUACUGAAUUCUCUGGACCAACAGAUCAGCCUCUUCCAAGACAAGAGCAAGGAACUCGUCAACAAACGACACUUUGCUGCCAAACAAAUACAGGAGAGGUCACAGACUAUUCAAGAGCGCAAUAAGAAGCUUGGAGAGAGCUGCAAACGAAGACGGACCCUCCUGCUUGAUUCACAUAAGUAUCAGGAGUUCCAGAGAGAUGCUGAAGAAAUGCUCAUGUGGAUGGAGGAGAAGUCCAAGAUAGCUGAAGACGAGUCGUACCGGGACCCUACCAAUAUCCUCCGCAAGCUGAAGAGACAUGAAGCAGCUGAGAAAGAGAUGCAAGCUAACCAAGUGUGGCUAGACAGACUCACACAGUUGGGAGAGGAGAUGCUGUCGGAGGAGCACUACGAGAGCCAGAACAUCAGGAGGAAGUCGACCCAGGUUAACAGUCGCUGGCUCAGGCUCCAGGGGAAGAUGACUGAGAGAGGAGACAAGCUGAGACAGGCUGGGCAGCAGGAGCAGCUCAUGGAGCUACUGCAGGAUGCCAAGCUGAAGAUCGAGGCCAUCCAGAGGAUGUUGCAGAAUGCAGCCAAAGGUCACGACCUUCGCUCCAGCCGCCAGCUGUUGAAGGAGCACCAGCAGCUAGAGGCAGAGGCCCAGGAACUGGCUGACAAGAUAAACACCAUCGUGACCCGGGCCAAGCACCUGGCCACUAACCACUUUGACUCCCAGAGGAUCCUUCAGGAGACAGAUACGUACAUGAAGCUGUUCAAGUCGCUGCAGAAGCCUCUGGAUCGUCGCAGGGCCCAGCUGGAGGCGUCCGUGGCUCUGUUUGGCUUCUAUCACGAUGUAGAUAUAGAACUCUCCUGGAUAACUGAACACCACCCAUCCACUGGCUCCACCAACUAUGACAAGUCCCUGGCAGGGGCUAUCAACCUCAUGCAGAAACACAAGGAGCUGCAGGCAGAAGUGAACGCCCACCGUAAACACUUGAACCGGGUCCUGGAGAAGGGGCAGAGCUUGGAGAAGUCCAGCCAAUAUGAUGGAGAGGAAGUCCAGCAGAGGAAUACACACCUGGCCACAGAGUGGGAGGAGCUAGAGGCAGCCUGUGACAAGAGGGCCAUCCACCUGAACAGGGCCAUCACUAGAGAACAGAUCUUGCUUGACUGUGCGGAGCUGGAAACCCGUCUUUCUGAGACUCUAGCUUUGGUCAGCACUGAUGAGUACGGCAAAAACGAUCUAGCCACCCAGAGCCUUAUCAAGCAACAUCAGGCGGUGGAGGGGCAGAUGGAGGUGCUGGAGGCCCAGGUGGAGGAGCUGGGGGAUAGUGUGGCGUCAGCCGUCCAUGAGUGGAACCUGGACGAGGUCAACAAACCAUACAGCCGCAUCAGCAGUCAGAUGAGCCAGCUGCAACACCAAGCCCAAGUCAGGGGCCAAAAGCUGAGGGAGGCUCUCCACCUCCAUGAGUUCAGACGGGAGUCUUCAGAGCUGGACGACUGGAUCACACAGCAGAGACAGAUAGCCUCCUCUGAGGACUACGGAAAUGACUAUGAACAUGUAGUGCUACUGAAUGGUAAAUUUGAGGCCUUCCUGAAGAAUUUGGAUGUGGGUUUUGAUAGGAUGCGGAGUUGCAAAGAGUUUGCUGAUAGUCUCAUUCAACAUAAGCACCCUCAAGCUUCCACCAUCAGGGAUACACAACAUCAGCUCAGAUUGUCAUGGAAGGAACUGCAGGACUUGGCCAAAGACCGCAAAGACCGUUUACUCAAAGCCGAGGAGUGUCACAAGUUUUACAGAGAUCUCACCGAUGCCUUAGGACAUAUUGAGGAGAGGUACAAGAGCAUUCCUGAUGACAUCGCCAGGGACCUGCGAGGGGUGCUUUUGCAGCUUCGUAAACACGAGGCUCUAGUCCACGUGCUAGCAGGGAACGAGCAGCAGCUCCAGGAGUUGCUGGAUAUGGCAGACUCCACCCUGGACCUGUGCUCCCCAGAGAUGAGGGUUCUCCUGCAGGAUCAACAACAGAAGGUGGUGGAGCACUGGGAGAAGCUGCGCCUCCACAUGGACCAGAGGGAGGGAGACCUCAAACGGGCACGCCAGCGCUACCUCUUCCUCAACACGGUCCAGGACUAUGCUCUGUGGUGUGCCCAGGUGCUGAAUGUGAUGACAGCGGAGGAGUCUAUUAGAGACGUGGCCACCUGUGACCUGCACCUGGCCCAGCACCAGCAGCUGUGGGCUGAGAUCGUGGCCCGGGAGGAGACAUACGACCAGGCAGUGGCCAUGGGGCAGGAGCUGCAGGUGCAGGACAGACACAACGCAAGAGAGGUCCAGGAUAAGCUGAGUGGUCUACAGGAGGAGAGGGACUCACUUCAUGGCCACUGGGAGAGGAAACAGAGAGGCCUGGAGGGGACCCACCUGGAACAGGUCUUCUACAGGGACACAGAGAGCAUGGAGAAGAUCACCAACUCCCAAGAGAUCCUUCUGAAGAACAGUGAUCUGGGGACGUCAGUUGAUGAGACAGAGGGACUCAUAAAACGCCAUGAAGCCUUUGAGAAACUCCUCAGCACUCAGGAGGACAAGAUAUCAUUGUUGAAGGACCUUGCUGAGAGACUGAAGAAGGAAGACUUCAGUCGUGAGAAAGCCGGCCACAUCCACAGCAAGCUGAAGGCCCUCCUGGAGAGGCGAAGCAGGAUUAAGGGACUUUCAAUCAAACGCAGAGAGGAGUUGGCCAUCUCCAGGCUGCUCUGCAUCUUCAACCGCAAUGCUGCCGAGGCUGAGGAGUGGGUGUCAGAGCGUAUGCAGAAGAUGCAGGAGGACUCCAAGGUGGACCUGAGCAACCUGCAGACCAAGAUGAAGCUGCUCCAAAAACAUCAAGUCUUUGAGGCAGAGAUUCUCGCCCACAGCAGAAUCAUUGACUCAGUGCAGCUGGCUGGUGAGGAGCUGGUGUCUCUGCAUCACCCUAAGUCCCAGGAGGUUCGUCGUAGUGUUGCAGCUCUGCAGAAACACUGGGAGGAGCUGAAGCUGGCGGUGGCCGCCAGGGGGAAGGUUCUAGAAGACAACAGAGACUUCUUGGAGUUUCUGCAGAAGGUGGACCAGGUGGAGGUCUGGAUCAGACAGAAGGAGGUGAUGAUAAACAUAGGGGAUGUUGGCACAGACUAUGAGCAUGGGCUCCAACUGCUGAAGAAACUGAAUGAGUUUAGAGGAUCAGGCUCUGGGGAAGUCACAGUGGACGAUGCUCACAUCAAGGCCAUCAACAGCCUGGCUGCUCGGCUGGAGAGGCAGAACAGUGACGAACUGGCCACAGUGAAACAGCGCAGACAGCAGCUUAAUGACAGAUGGAGUAAGUUCCAUGGCAACCUGAGCAGCUAUAAGAAGAAGCUGGAGGCAGCGCUGGUGAUCCACUCUCUCAUCAGAGAACUGGAUGAAGUCCGGGAGAGAGCCAAUGAGAAGAUGCAUCUGCUGCAAGGCCAGGACUGUGGCUGGGAUGUGGAGAGUGUGGAGAAUCUGAUACGACGCCACGAGGAGACUGAACGCGAGGCUGGAGUCAUACAAGAAAGAGGCAAGGCACUGGAAAAGGACACCGCUGACCGCCUGAAAGCUCAGUCUGUGAUGGCUGACAAACUGAGCAAAAAGCAGAAAGAGGUCAAAACCGGCCUUGUGAAGCUGGAGAAGGACAUUAAACUCAGGAAGGAGAGGCUGCAGGAGGCUCACCAGCUGCAGCUGUUCAAGGCUAACCAGCGCCUCCUACUGGACUGGACCCUGAAGCAGAGCUCUGAGAUGGGAGAGAAAGGCCUGCCCAAGAGCAAGAAUGAGGCAGAGCGAUUCAUAGUAGAACAUCAAGACUGGAAGACUGAAAUUGAUGCACGGGGGGAGCGUAUCGACUCUGUCAGAGACUUUGGCCUGAGUCUAGUAAAGUCUGGACACAGCUCAUCAUCAGAGAUCAGUAAGUCUCUGACCAAGCUGGAAGAGGCCAAGAUGGGUCUGAGCCAGACCUGGCAGAACAGGAAGAAGACUCUGGAUCAGGCUCUAGGCUUACAGAUAUUCCUUGGUUACAUGGAGCAAAGUGAGAGCUGGUUGAGCAACAAGGAGGCCUUUCUGGCCAAUGAAGACCUUGGGAGUUCUCUAUCUGAUGUGGAGACCCUGCAGAGAAAGCAAGCCCUGUUUGAGAACACUCUGGAUGCUCAGAUGGAGCAGGUGGAAGGAGUGGAGCGGUUCGCCCAACAGCUGAUCCAGCAGAAACACUUUGACUCGGAAAAUAUCAAGUGCAAGAGCAAGUCUGUGCUGCUCAGAAAAGGAAAACUGUUGGAAAUGAGUAAGGUUCGCCGGAAGGCUCUUGAAGAAUCUCUACAACUCCAGAUGUUCCUGGGUAGCAGCUAUGAGGUGUGCUCGUGGCUCAAUGAGAGGAAUGCAGUGGCCCUGGAUGAAAGCUGGAGAGACCCCAUCAACCUCCAGGCCAAACUGCUGAAACACCAGAGCUUUGAAGCUGAGAUCUUAGCCAACCGUAACCGAGUUGACACUCUUACUAAGGAGGGGGAGAGAAUGAUAGCAGCGGGUCACUCCACUCCUGGGAAGAUCAAACCGUGGCUGAAGGACCUUAACCAUGGCUGGGACCUGCUCCUCAACAACUGUAAAGAGAAGAAAUCUCGUCUGCAGCAGGCCUACCAGGCUUUACAGUUCCAACGUUCUCUGGACGACAUCGAGGAGUGGCUUGGGUCCGUAGAAGUUGAAGUAACCAACGAGGACUGUGGCACUGACCUCCCGUCAGUCAACAGGCUGCUGAAGGCUCUACAGGACCUGGAGGAGGUAGUGGAUGGCUAUCUGGAGAGGGUCCAGGGCCUGGUGGAUACAGCCAAGGACUUCAGCUCCAAGGGCAACUUCCUGGCCCAGGAGAUCCAGCAACGAGUAGGCCAAACUGUCAAUAGGUAUAACAGUUUGGCUGAGCCAUUGCAGAACCGACAGGAGACCUUAGAAUCCUGGCAGCUGUUGUUCCAGUUCUACCGUGACAUGGAGGAUGAGCUGGUCUGGGUCCAGGACAAACUGCCCUCUGCCUCCGCCAAAGACUGGGGAACCUCCCUACAGAGUACUCAGUCUAUGGUCAAAAAACAUCAGGCUCUGGUGCAAGAGAUAGCGAGCCGUACCCCUCUGGUGCAGGCUGUCCAGAAUGCAGGGCAGAACCUGGUGAGGGGCAGACACUUUGCCUCGCAUGAGAUCAGCAAGAAGCUGGCUGGGCUCAAGAAGAUUUUUGAGAGCCUGACGAGAGAGUCAGAAAACAAGGGCCGACUGCUACAGGAGGCUCUGAAAAUACAGACCUUCCUCUCUGAGGUUUCAGAACUAGAACUGUGGAUGGAUGAGCAGAGACCAAUGUUAGAGUCAAAAGAUUUUGGGAAGAGUGAGGAGGCCACCGAGGUCCUCCUGAGGAAGCUGGACUCUGUAGACCUGGACAUGGAGAACCAGCGGCAGAAAGUAGAGUCUCUUCAGGAGACUGGCGCUAAACUGGAGCACUGUGGCCACCCCAACAGCCAUUUAGUGAGUAAGAGUCUUCCAGACGUGCUGGGUGAGUAUGAGAGUCUGCUGCGUGUCUCUGGCUCGCGACGGGCAGCUCUGGAGGAUCAGCUGAACCUUUAUGUGUUUGAGAGAGAGGCCCGGGAGCUGCAGAACUGGCUGUGCUCCCGCAAGACCCUGGCUGAGUCAGAAGACUUUGGACAAGACCUGGAGGAUGUGGAGAUGUUGCAGAAGAAGUUUGAAGACUUUGUGGCUGAGGUGAACACGCUGGGCCAGAGUAAACUCAACACUGUUCAACAACUACGACAAGAGGUGAAGUCUGCUGAAGGCCCGAGACGAGAGGCAGCGCUGCACAAAUUAUGGGACGACCUCAACCAGAAUGUGAAGAUUAGAGCGGAGAACCUGAAGUCUGCCCGAGAGGUGCACCAGUUUGACCAUGACGUGGACGAGCUGAAGGGUUGGAUGAGUGAGAAGGAGGUGGUGUUGGACUCUGACGACCACGAUCACGAUCUACUCAGUAUCCAGGCACUCAUCAGACAACAUGAAGGACUGGAGAGAGAUUUGGCGGUCAUCGAGGGAGAGGUGUCUCGGACUAAAGAGGAGGGGCGGGGCCUAACCAGGAAGUACCCCCAGGUGCAGGCCAGUCUGGGUGAGAGACUACAGGAAGUGGAGGCUAGCUGGGCUAGUCUGCAUGCCAAGGCCAUCCAACGCAGGAAGAGACUGGGGCAGGCUGAGGCUAUGCAGAGAUACCUCACAGAGUGGACAGAACUCAUGGCAUGGCUGAAAGAGACCCUGUCCCUGGUGAGAGGGGAGGGGUCAGGAGGGGAGGGUGCUGACCUGGAGCAGCUAAUCAAAAGACACGAAGAGUACCAUGUUCAGAUUGACAAGCAGCUCAACAAAUCACAAGCUGUAAAAGAUGAGGGCAGAUACCUCGUGGAGGAAGGCAACUUCAUGUGCCAAGAGUUGGAGGAGCGUCUUCUGGAGCUGCAGGAGCUGGAGACGCGGGUGCAGGAGGUCUGGGAGGAGAGGAGGGUGUUGUACCAGGAGGAACUGGAGAUCCUACAUCUACAGAGGGAGCUGGAGCAGGCAGAGCACUGGCUCAGUACCUACGAAGCUACUCUGAGGGUAGAGGAGUACGGGGACUCUGUGUCAGACGUUCUGGAUUUGAUGAAGAAACAGGAGGACUUGGAGGCUAUGAUUCAAGCCCAGAGUGACAGAUUUAGCACCUUACAGAAGAAGAAAACACAGAGAGAGCAGAGAUUACAAAGCUUCCAUGGUGAUGAUGGAGACAAUUCCAGGAAGAAGCUUUCCAGGGUGACCUCCCUGAAGAGAAAACCGUCUGACCCGAAGACCCCCCGAUACACUGGCCCUAAACCCCUAAAACCCACAGACUGGGUCCGCAGAACCAGCACCGGCAAAACACCUAAUCCAGAUUCAUCUCCCUCCAUCUCCAGCAGCCCCCCUCCCAGCCCCUUCCCUAGGGCCCUGACCACCCAGAACCUUGCCUCUGUGGCCCCCUCUAGAUCCCCACGCUUCGCCCCUCCAGUCAACCCUCCUCCAUCCCCUCCAUCCUCUCCCGCUACAGAGAGCAGUAGCCACUCCUGCUACAGACCCCAUAGAUUGUCAGUGAAGGAAGUAGAGUUGCCUCCCACAGAUAGACCAUCUAUCGCCCCCAAGCCAAGGCUCUCCCUCAAAAAGACGUUAGCCAGGCAUGAGGAGCUGGCCCCAGAAACACCUGUGUCGGCCCCAGCCCCAACCUCACCUGAGCCAGCCUCACAUGCAUCUCCCCUACCCUCACCUGUAUCUGCACCUGUCCUCUCUGAAAAUCCUGAGCAGCCAGAUAACAAACCCACCACACCCCCUAAACUCCCUCCCCUCUCCGGAGAUGUCCCUCCCCCCUCCAGAGACCUGCCCCCUUCCCCUCUACUGCUACACCACAGGAAACUAGACGACCUACCAGAGGAGAUGGCUACGCUGUCAGACUCAACAUCUGAUGUCAGUGGUCAAGUGCCUGCCAGAAUGGAUGGGAUGUUGGAGAUCAAGGUGAAACAAAGCGGAAACAAAGGGUUGGAGAACUGGGAUACUGUCUAUGCAUUACUGGAGAGGGAGACACUCAAUCUUUUCAAAGACAGAGACGCAGCUACAGAGAGGUCUUCCCUAUGGCCCCCCAUCAAUAUGGUUGGAGCAGUGUGUAAGGAAAACCCAUACUAUAGGAGAAAAGACCAUACCUUCAAACUAACUCUGGAUGAUGGAAGUCAGUACCUGUUCGCUGCCUUUAGCCGAGAGCAGCAGCUCAAAUGGGUAGAGGAACUUCAGAACUGCACCAAGUCUGGAAGCUCCUCUGACUCUGAGGAUUCUGGGAACUCCUCAAAGGACACAGUAGAUCAUCAGUACUCCAAACAGGUCAACAUCAAUGAUGCUUCUGAGAACAAAGGGUUUCUCAGAGUUGGCUCCAGUGAAAGUGUUGGUUCCAGAGUUGGCUCCAGUGAAAGUGUUGAUUCUAGAGUUGGCUCCCGUGAAAGUUUUGGUUCUAGAGUUGGCUCCAGAGAAAGUGUGGUUUCCAAUGAAAGUUUUGAGAGCGAUAUAGGGCCACCACCAAAGCCCCCCCAUACCUAUUACAACAAGCACCGCUACCCUACAGGAGGGGGGACCAAAGAUGAAGGGACUGUAAUAACUCAGAGCCUGAGUUCCUUACAGGGGAGGCAUCCCUCCACCGCCCAACCUCCUCUACCUCCACAAAGCCUCAAUGACCCUGAGACCAAAGACAAACCCAAGAACAAGAGUGUCUUCAAGAAGCUCUUCGGAAAGUGAUUUGGGAUAUUUCCUGUGUUAUUAGAAUAGAGUCAUCUUAACAAUUUAUAUCUUAAUAUUACCUUUACAAUGGUCAAAUCAAAUGCCACAAUCUUUCUGUUGUUAACCAUUAGCAAUGGUUUAUGAUAUGUUAGCAACAAUUUGUAUGUUCAUUUUCUCCUUGUGUUGAUCUACUCAAGAUGGCUGCAUGCUCAUGAGAUUUUAUGCCAGUGCCUAUAUAAAAAGCGAAUUUAUUUAUUCAAUAGAAAUAAUUACAUUCAGUUUGGCCUAUUUCAUUUUACACAUUUCAAACCACAAUCAUUUUCGAAUCACCACAUUUGGUAAUUGAACUAAUAUCUCUUGUGUAGAAACGUAUAAAUAGAUCAUCUUUACCAUGCUCAAACGAAGUUUCACGUUAAUUAUGCAUUAUGUCAAUGACAGAUUUGCCGAUAUUCGAAUUAUACAUGUCUAUUUUAAGUAAAUAUGUCACCGAUAUUUAAUUAUAUGGAUUAUAGGCUGCCAAUCUUGUUUUGAAAAUGUGAAAAUAUUUUUAACAGCAUAUUGAGUGAGAAAGAAAUACAUGAUAUGAAGUGUAUUCUUUAAAUAUUUUAGUCAAAAGAAAUGAGAGGACAUUUUUCAAAGUUAGUAUAAUUUUUUGCAAUUAAUUUUCAUGCCAUAACUUAAUGACCUUGUGAUUAUGAUGGGUGUACUUUUACAACUUUUACAUUAUACAUUUAGCAAAAGUCAUUCGUAUUUGAAUAACUUUCGGUUUAGACUGCAACUAAGAAUCAACUAAAUGACAUAUUUUAGAUUGAGAAUGUGUUAGUAUAAUAAAAGCCUGCAUUCAGGUAAAAUUAGGGGACAAUUUUUGUCAUCCAAUAUUCCACAUGUAUUACGCUUUUUUGUGUAGGCUAGUAGCCAAAAUACCUUCACUUUUGAUCAUCUGAUUAAACGGUUAUGUAUGUGUGUUUUGCGGAUUCUGUAAAAAUACAUGUCUUUGAUGGGAAUGUUCAAUUUCACUGGAAUUGAGAAAUGCGUAAAGAAUUGUACCACAAUAUACAACCCUACAAUAAGUGUCAGCAAAGUACAUGCCACAAAUGUAUGAUCUUUCAGCAUUUUCGAUCCUAGGCCUUCCGGACUAUAUGCCUUUAUGAGUCAGCAACAUUUGCUACCGCUUGAUGGCGUCAGAGACAAUAAAGCAACAAGACAGUCUAUCCCUUGCAGUUCAAAAGUUAAUUCGAGAUGUUUCCAUUAAUUUAACAUCUUGAGCUUUGUCAAUUUGUGAUUAUUGCAUUUAACUUGUUAAACAAUUUGGGUAAUGUGCCAUGAUAUUUCAGGUCAUGGGUUUGAUUACUCAUUUGGUGUCAUUAGACUAGACGUGUGGGUAGAAUAAAAAGCAUAAAAGGGA